Molecule: messenger RNA, 969 nt
Organism: Neoarthrinium moseri
Lineage: Eukaryota; Fungi; Ascomycota; Sordariomycetes; Amphisphaeriales; Apiosporaceae
Exons: 1
Coding region: 1-969 (322 amino acids)
Molecular function (GO): hydrolase activity
Source: RefSeq, a predicted model, not a curated record
AUGGCAGACCUCAAAUAUGACACGGAAUUUUGGGGGGUUAUUGGACAUCUUAUUGCGGGUGCCAAGAGCCCAGACUUUGACGAUCACAUUGCACUCAGAAUGCACAUGGAAGAAGUGUCUAGACAGCUCUUUCAGCAUGUGCCUCGACCAGCAGGUGUGUCAGAAACCAAAUACGAUAUUGUCUCUUUGGACGGGACCAAUAUCGCGCUGCACCGCUUCGCUCCCGAUUCUCUGAAGAAUGCUACAAGCCCUCAGCGGGCUGUCAUAUACCUUCAUGCUGGAGGCAUGAUCAUGGGAAGCAUUGAUAUGUUCAAGCCGCAAAUCGAGAACGACGCUGUUUUGAACGAAGUACAGUUUUUCGGCGUAGAAUACCGCCUUGCUCCUGAACAUCCUGCUCCCGCAGCCCUCGAGGAUACAUAUGCUGCGAUUCAAUGGAUACAAGCAAAUGCAAAAGAGCUCAACGUGGACCCGGCCAGGAUUGCUCUCAUGGGCCACAGUGCGGGAGGCGGCAUCGCUGCCGGAACAGCACUCAUGGCCAGAGACAAAGGACUGAGUCCUCCGCUUGCUAGACUGGUUCUGAUUUACCCCAUGCUCGAUGACCGGACAACUCUGGAAUCCGGGAAUGUGCUCGGAAAGUACCUGACGUGGACGUCGCAGAAUAAUGAUAUCGGUUGGAAGGCGUACCUCGGUGGCAGAGAGCGAGGUAACCGCGCUGAUGUGUCCAUCUAUGCGGCACCAGGCAGGGCUGAGAACUUGGAAGGGCUGCCACCGACUUAUCUCGAGAUCGGGGGUCUCGAUCUGUUCAAGGCAGAGAAUAUCGCAUUUGCAGGGAAGCUGGCGACGGCAAACAAUGGCGUAGAGUUUCACUUAUACGCAGGUCUGGUCCAUGGAUGGGACGGUAUAGCUCCAACGAUUCGGGCAUUCAAGCAAGCGGCGGAAAAUCGCAAGAGGGUUCUGGCAGACUUUUAG